Phytophthora megakarya is the source of this 2700-nucleotide messenger RNA. Lineage: Eukaryota; Oomycota; Peronosporomycetes; Peronosporales; Peronosporaceae. The record is from the annotation of a GenBank genome assembly.
AUGAAGGGGUUAAGGGAUGGGCCUGUGAAGACCUAUAUUUUCCGAGAGUACCCGAGUACUAUCGAAGCUGCGAUUACCCUCGCCAUGCAAGAGGAGUGUAGCCUGAGACAGGAUAAACUGCACACGAACGUGCCAUGCCCGCCUCGGCCGGCUGCUAAGACGGAAGGUCCUGAACCAAUGGAUCUUUCGUAUGCAUCGGCUGUCGGACAGCACAAGAAAAAGGGAAGCAACGUGCGAUGCUUCCGGUGCGGAAACAUGGGUCACUACGCACUCACGCGUGUCUACAAUGGACAGGCGGUAUUGAGGACUGCAGCCCUCAGUGAGAGGGAAUCGCACUGCAAAGUGCAAGAUGACAUGCCAAACCUUGUCAUCUUGAAGGUGACGUCGAUGACGAAGAGAGCGGACUCUCUUCGGGUGUUGGUAGACUCGGGCGCGUCGAACAACUUUGUUCGACAGCAAUGGCUACCAUUGUUGGACUUCGAGGAGAAGCAUGUGCCUCGAAGUCAGUUGGAAGUACGAUUGGCAACGGGUGCCAUCGUGAAGAUCGAGAAGCGCGUAAUUCGUGCACGCUUCUCGCAUAAACACCGGGUGUUUGUGGAAGUACUUCUCGUCCUGGACUUGGACGACAAGUUCGACAUGGUGUUGGGCAUGCCGUGGCUUGCACGGCAUGAUCCUAUUAUCGACUGGGAGAAGCACAGUGGCUCGCGCCGCUGUCUCCAGUCGUUGCGCAUGGAGCGCUUCGCAAAGGACCUUGAAGAUACUCUCAGUGCGGAGACGAAGAAGGAAAGCUUCGAGGAGCAGAGUUGGGACUCACUGAAGUCGAGUCCCUAUUACGAGAUUCUGCGAGAGCACAGAGAUGUGCUCCCGGACAAGAUCCCUGCGGAGCUUCCGUUGAACAAGGGAAUACAACACGAGAUUGAUCUCGUGCCGGGGACGAAGUAUUGCGUGGCCACUGCCGCGGGAGCAAGUGAAGGUGGUUGGCGCAUCGUUCAUUUGUACAAUAAGCUGGACGAUUCGGCGAUACCGGCACAGACGCCGAUACCUCGAAAAGAUGUUAUCAUCGAUUCGAUGUCCAAGAGCACCAUCUACAGUGCUCUUGAUCUGAGAGACGGGUUCUUCCCGAUCCUUAUGCGUGAGAGCGAUAUCCCUCUCACGGCGGUAAUCACUCCAAGCAAUGCGUCACGCAUCGAUUGCGCUCGGUGCGACUUCGCACCGAGCUACUUCGACGAUGUGUACGUUCACAGCCCGGCUGUGAACGAGAAGACGGACGUCGAGAUGCACAAGGAACAUCUCCGAGAAUUGCUUGGGCUCAUGCGCAAGCACAAGCUCUAUGCGAACCUGAAGAAGUGCAUCUUCGGUGCGAGCGAGAUACCCGUGCUAGGGUAUCUCAUAGGAAAGAUUGGCUACGUGGACAACUACGCAUGCAAGAUUCGCCCGCUAUCGCAGCUUCUGAAGAAGGAAGCUGCGUGGGACGUACUUGUGCAAACUGCUGAGUGUCAGCAGGAGUUCGAUGCAGUCAAGCUGGGCUUGACGGAAGCGCCGAUCUUGGCAGUGGCUGACCAAGAUCGGAUUUUCACCGCUGUAGACGGCAAUGCGGACCGCAUUGUCGUGCCGAAUGCUCCUGACCUUCGCAACAGGAUCAUGGACUUCUACUGGAACCACCAGUACAAGUGGGUGCGCAAGUACGUACGCUCCUCUGCAACCACUGCCGACUCCGUCGGAGUUUCGAUGGACUUCGUGUUUGGUCUUCCGCGCGAUUCCAGGCGGAAGACUGGUAUUGUGGUCUUUGUGGACCGCUUCAGCAAGAUGGUGCAUCUCGCUGCUGUCGCAGCGGAAGUGACCUCCGUACAGACGGCACGUCUGUUCGCCGACAUGGUGUUCAAGCACCAUGGCAUGCCUAACGACUUUGUGUCGGACCGCGACCCGCGCUUCACGGCGCUUUUCUGGCAAGAAAUGCUCACACUUCUUGGAACGCAGUUCUCCAUGUCGACUGCGGGCCAUCCGCAGACGGACGGGCAAACCGAGCGCGUGAACCGCGUGCUCGUGGACUUGCUGAAGAGCGAUUACUUGCCGAUGGCCGAGUUCGCCAUCAACAACGCGGUGCAUGCCUCAACAGGGCAUACACCGUUCUUCGUGAACGCCAUGCGGCAUCCACGCCUUCCAAGCACGCUCGGGGCGGUGGCUUCCUCCUUAACCCUCACACGACAAGGCGACGUGUCAGUACCGGGCACUGACACUGUGAAGAACAACGAGCAGGCGACACCUGCUUCGUCGAAGGACAACGUGUCUGUGCGGGGCACAGACACCGAGAAGACUCACGCACAAGCCGGCCCUGUUGCACGCACAAGUGAUGUAUCGAUGCCGGGCAUCGAUACUGAGAAGCUUCACGCACAGGCUGGGCCUGCUGCAAUCACACACGAAAUGUCAGUGCCGGGCACUGGCACCACAAAGAGCCACGCACAGUCUGGGACUGAUGUGAACACAAGUGGCGGGUAUGUGCAGGGCAUAGACGCGGACAAGGUCAAUGAUCUGGACCCGGGGUUCAGCUCUCAAGCAAUGGACUUUGACCAGGAACGACAAGCAGUCGUUCGAUUUGUACAAGAUGCAAUUGCAGUUUCUGCGGAUAGGCAGAAGCUGAACGCAGACAAUGUGGGCAGGGGCAUCACAAAUGAAUUCGAAGUUGGUUCAUUGUUUUGUUAG